CUAGUUACUUUCUUAUUGUUGUUAUUUAUGAAAACACAUGUGCAAAUAUAUGACAAACCUUGUACAAAUAUCGCUGAGGAUUAUAUUCGUGUAAUAUGCAGUACUGAUAAAUACAAACAAAACACAAGUAGGAACGUGCAUACUAUGAAAUCAGACAUCAAUUCGGAGUCUGAGGCUGUGAAAAGACAAUUAAUAUCAGUCGCCAGUGGGAUGACGUUAGAGAGAAACAUGGUCCUUUUUACUGUGGUCAACGAUGCGUAUAUGCCGUUUGUGAAUAGUUGGUUGUGUAAUACCAAAACCCUGAAUAUUCAUAAAUCUGUUUUGAUUCGGAUAAAGUCCUUGCAAGAAAAUGAAGAUUUUGGUACAUUUGAAGAGGAAAAUGAACAAGUAGUUCUUGCAAGAUUACUCAGGGACGGGUACGGAAACGAAACUAUCAAGAUGUUACCACUAGAAAUGUAUGCUGACGGAAAAUGGUACAAUUUGAGCGAAGAAGACCGCUCAAAAACCCGACCAGUUAUUAUAAACAACAACUGGAUUGUUGGUAAGAUUUCUUCUUUUAACACAAGCAAGAUAAACGAGUGCUAA
This is a messenger RNA of Ruditapes philippinarum (Manila clam), 585 nucleotides long. RefSeq lists its product as uncharacterized. The record is from RefSeq and is a predicted model, not a curated record. Lineage: Eukaryota; Metazoa; Mollusca; Bivalvia; Venerida; Veneridae. Bases 28 to 585 code for a protein of 185 amino acids. The transcript is spliced from 3 exons.